Messenger RNA from Acyrthosiphon pisum (pea aphid), 2736 nucleotides. RefSeq names its product sex peptide receptor-like. NCBI's taxonomy places the organism in Eukaryota, Metazoa, Arthropoda, Insecta, Hemiptera, Aphididae. Gene Ontology annotation, cellular component: plasma membrane. Gene Ontology annotation, molecular function: G protein-coupled peptide receptor activity. The coding region runs from base 477 to 1745 and encodes 422 amino acids. The record is from RefSeq and is a predicted model, not a curated record. Gene Ontology annotation, biological process: G protein-coupled receptor signaling pathway. The transcript has 2 exons.
AUAAUAAUAAUAGGAGAAAUGUAAAAGAGGCUUAGGUGCUCAUUCCCAAGAUGCAUCACACUGUAAAUAGGGUAGGAAUUACCAUAAUAAAUUAGUGAGUGAAACGGGACAACAAAAGAAGAAUUGAAUUUGGUGGAAUGAGAUGGAGCUCAGGACGCAACCUACUGCUUCGACCUAUCCCUCCCACGUUGUUAUAUCUACUUCAUAUACAUGUCAUAUACCAUAAGUAGCUAUAGCCCAGAUAACAACAUGUAAAUGUUAUUUGUCAAAUAUUUGUCAACGUUUUUAAAAAUGAAACAAUAUUGUAUAACACAAUUAAUUAUCCAUAAGCUUAUCAAUAGUCCGCAAUACUUUUGUAUAUUUUAUACCAAAUCGUUUGGGAUACUACCGUAUAAUAUGUGGUUUCCGCAUGAUAAUGAUUCGAAUUUUAAGUUUUCUAUACUUUAUUCUUCCAGGUGAGACCCGCGCGCUCACGGAUGGAGCGAGGUAACGGGACUUCUGGAGCGGGUGGCGGUGCCGCGCACGUCUCGCCCUACUGCGGUGAUCUGCUGGUCGACUUGCACGACGUUUACGUCCACUACCACGGUUAUGCCAGCCUGCUGGUAUGCGCGUUCGGUUCGGUUGCCAACGUGCUAAACAUCGCCGUGCUGACACGCAAGGAAAUGGUCUCGCCCACCAACGCCAUACUCACCGGGCUGGCCGUGGCCGACCUAUUGGUCAUGGUCGAGUACGUGCCGUUCGCCUACCAUAUGUACCUCCGGCCAGCCAACUAUCCACGCGCCGACCGCUUCUCCUACAACUGGUCUCUGUUCGUAUUACUCCAUUCGGACUUUUCGCAAGCAUUCCACACCAUAUCCAUAUGGCUGACGGUCACCCUGGCCGUGUGGAGGUACGUUGCCGUGGUUCAUCCUCAGAUCAACCGGAUAUGGUGCCGGAUGGAGACCACUCUGUCGGCGAUCGCUUUGGGCUACCUGGUGUGCCCGAUCAUCUGCAUACCCAGCUACCUAUCGUUCAACCUGUUCUCUCGAGUGGAGACGUUGGACGCGAACGGUAACCGUCCAGCGUCGGCGCUGCAGUCAGCGUUGCGGCGGGCCAAUAACGGCACCGAUGUCCACACCGGUCACGGUACUGGCGGAGGAGGCUUUAGCAUAGGCACCAGUGGAGGCGGUGGUGAAGUCGGUGGAGUUGGUAAGGACAGCGGCGGGCCUCUGCGCAACGUCACUCUAUACUACGUCAACGUCAGUGACCUGGCCACGUCCACGUAUCUGGCUGACAUCAAUUUCUGGGUGUACAGCGUCGUCAUCAAGAUCAUACCGUGCGUGGCACUCACCGUUCUCAGUCUGCGACUGAUAUGCGCGCUGCUGGAGGCCAAACGUCGCCGUGCCAAGCUGACGGGCAGUGGCCGCAAGUCGGCCGACAAGGAGCGGCAAACGGACCGGACCACCCGGAUGUUGCUGGCCGUGCUCUUAUUGUUCCUGAUCACCGAGUUCCCGCAGGGCAUACUAGGCCUGCUCACGCUGCUGCUCGGCAAGCGGUUCUUCCAGGACUGCUACCAGAACAUGGGCGAGGUUAUGGACAUGCUGGCGCUGGUCAACUCAGCCAUCAAUUUUAUACUGUACUGCGUGAUGAGUCGGCAGUUCCGUAACACGUUCAGCCUGCUUUUCCUGCCGUCCUGGAUCUCCAAGGCCGAGUCACAGGCUCUGUCACACGGUAACCCAACCACCACCCAAGUCACGCAAGUCUAAGGCGACGGCUUCGACGCUGUUGUUGCGACGUCGCCUCCCGUUAACCCGUCGUCGUUGUCAUAGUGUAUACGCGCCACCCACCUCACAACACCCACCUCCCAUCGACUGCCAACUCCGACGGCGGUAACAACAAUGAUACUAUUAUAACGUAUAUAGGCGGUGAUUCACCAAGGAUGCUCACUCCCCAUUUUCACAUUAAUAAUGUAAAUUGUUUAAUUUGUUCAAAACCUGCAGAUUUCUGACAUUUUCAGGUACUUUUUAGUUAUUUUUAUGCUGAAUUACUCAGGUUUCUUAUAAUAUUUUAUGAGAAGUUCCUGUGACGAUGCUAACUUUUGCUUUUCAAAUGAGAACCACCCUUUUUACUGUAAACUAUUUAACAGAUGAUUUUUAGCUUUUGGGAUUUUCAAUGUAUCUAAACACUAAAAUUGUGCCGAAAAUAGUUUAAAAAAAACUAAGUAUUUGAAAAUAUGACCUUUAAGUAAUCACGAAAAUUGCAAAAAUCAGAACUUGAAUAAAUACAUUAUUAAAGUAAAAGAGAGAGUGAUCUUGCUCAGUGGAUCACCCUAUUUAUAAACAUUAUCUCGUUACGUUUUAGCCGUCUUUAAGACUCAGAAUUCAAAUACAUAAAUGUUAAUAAUAAUUACCAAGCGACCACACAGGGUUAUUGUUUUUAAUCUACACGCUGUUUCUAGCACUAAACAAUUUCACUGUCCAUGUUUGGAGCCUAUUUCACUAUCCCGUUGGCCCCAAGCUUCGUAUUCGUACCGAAUUUCGUUUAAAUUCCUUUACACUUAUUCAAGUAUUAUUCGCUUUCGAACAGUGUUUAAAUAAUAAUUUAGUGGCGCAACAAGUAUGGUCCAUAUUUAUCUACAUAAAUAGGCAAUUCUAGUCCACAGGAUACAACUAAUAUAUGGAUCAGCAUUAUUUUCAUUAGAUUAUCAAAAAAAAAAAAUAAUAAUAUAAUAACGUCUGCCUUUGAUUUGAUCACCUA